AUCGCAGCUUGUAUGGAAGUACAAAAGUGCAAGAGUAUGUUCAGCUUGCAGCCACAAGCAAUGAUGUCUUUGGGGACAAAGACGGAAAUGCAAAAAAAGCCAGCAUUCUUUUGUCAACAAAAAGAGGGUACAUUUUCAUCCAAACAGACAAGCCAAUUUAUAAUCCAGGAGAAAAUGUCAAAUACAGAAUCUUCACACUAGACAACUUCAUGAUCCCCAUAAAGGAUGAAAUCCAUGUUCAAAUAAUUAACUGCAAAGGCUUUAUUGUUUACAAUCAUAUUUUGGUUUCUGACCAAAUUUUGGAAAAAACUAUCACUAUACCAGGAGUAGAGCAGGCAGGCAAAUGGAAAAUCAUUGCGUCAUAUCAUAAGUACCCUGAAUCUACCACAUCAUUGGAGUUUGAGGUCAAGGAAUACGUUUUGCCCACAUUUGAGGUUACCAUUGAGGCUCCACAGCCUUACCAUAUUUUGAAGAGCAAGUCCUUUCCAUUCAACAUCUCUGCUAGAUAUACUUAUGGGAAGGGGGUCAAUGGCAUAGCAUAUAUUCGAUUUGGACUUAUUGAUGAAAAGGGUAAUAAGAUAUAUCUUCCAGGCACUGAAAAGCAGAUAGCAGUAGAGGAUGGUACUGCAGAAACAGAGGUACGCACUGAGGACUUAAAGACAGCAUCAGAAAAUAACACUCAAGGCCAUAUAGAGGGAUAUUAUCUUUACAUUGCAGUCUCGGUUUUGGAAAAAGCAAGUGGCAAUCUGGAGGAAGCUGAGAGCUCUUCUGUGAAGAUUGUGACAUCCCCAUAUGUUGUUGAUCUGUCAAAAACCAAGACGUAUUUCACCCCAGGUGGCGUGUUUUCCGUUUUGGCUACUGCAACUUAUCCAGAUGGCAACAGAGUUCCAAACUUGAAAUUUACAGCCACUGUUACAAUAGAAGGCUCACCAGAGCAUAUUCUGAAAAAUGAGGGCCGGGGAAAUGACAUGGGAGAUGUAGCCAUGUCGUUUCAAAUACCACCACACGCUAAGAAUUUAGCUGUAACAGUUUUUGCCGAGGGGAGAGACCAGGAGGUCAUUCGUAGUGAUAAAAAGAUGACGGCCAGUGCAACAAAAGCAGAAGAACACAGCUAUCUUAGUUUGGAAGUGGAGCAUCAGGUUCUACAGCCCGGAGAGGCCUUGAAAGCCACAUUACGGGACAUUACACCUCAGAGUGCAGCAAAACCCACAUUCAUUUACUUUAUGGUUUGGAGUAAGGGACAAAUUGUGCAGGUGGGAAGGGUGCCGAGAACUGAAAUCACAACAGUCAAUGUGAAUGUCAAUGUGGAGAUGGUGCCUUCUUUUCGCCUGGUAGCCUACUAUUUUACAGAUUCUUCACCAAAAGAAAAAAUAGUGGCUGACUCUGUGUGGGUCGAUGUGAAAGACGUAUGCAAAGGCAAGGUAGAAACUGAUCCACUGCCUGAGAUAAAACCUGCAACUAAGUUUGAAGUGACGGUCAGAACAGAUCCAAAGACCAAGGUGGCUCUUGCUGCAGCGGACUCAGCAGUUUAUAUUCUGAGCAAAAACAAACUAAGCCUUCAAAAGAUGUUCGAGUAUAUGAACUCGUAUGACCUGGCCUGCUCGAUCGGAGGAGGAGAGGAUUCCAGUGCUGUUCUUCAGAGAGCUGGGCUAACUUUCAUGUGUAACUGUGAUAUGGAAACCCCUAAACCUCUAGAGCAUAAGUGUUACAAAUUUAAACCUGAACCUCGCAUCAGAAGAGCAGCGGACUAUGUUAAAAAAUACAAUGAAGUCGUCAACAGCUUCAAGGACCAUGACAGGAAAUGCUGUCUUGAUGGUGUAAGGCCUAACAAAAUGCAUACGUCCUGUGAUGAGCGUCUCAAAAGAGUAAAAGAAUCGGACAGCUGUCGUAAGGCUUUUAAACAGUGCUGCGAAGCUGCAAAUGAGAGGAGGAAGAGGGAGAAGUUUGAGAAGAGAAAAACCAGCCUUGGAAGAGUCGUCGACGACACAUUGGACAAAAUUGUGAUUAAUGAGGACGCUAUCUACCUUCGUAAAUACUUCCCACAGUCAUGGAUGUGGACAGUCAUUCAUACAGAUAGCACCGGCAUUAUCAGGCAUGAUGCAGUUGCUCCUGAUUCCAUAACCACUUGGGAAAUCCAGGCUGUGGGCAUUUCUCCCACAAAAGGAUUCUGCAUUGCAGAACCAAAGCCCCUGAGGGUCUUCCAGGAUUUCUUCUUGUCCGUCAACCUACCUUACUCUGUGAAGAGAAAUGAGCAGCUUCAGGUUAAAGCUGUUGUGUACAAUUACAAGCAAGAGAGUUUAAAGACAAUAGUGAAGAUGGAUAAGAAGGAAGGUUUGUGCACUGCUGGUGGGAGUGAGGUGAAGGAGGAGGUUGUGGUUCCUGGUAACUCAGCGGUGGCUGUGUAUUUUACCGUGGUGCCCCUUGUUAUUGGAAAUAUCCCCAUCACCGUGCUGGCUUAUGCCUCAGACACUGUUAAUGACCGAGUAGAAAAGGAGCUCCGUGUGGAGGGGGAAGGGGAAAUCGCCACUAUUGACAGGGAGUACAACAUUGAUCCAAACUUGAGGAAAUUAGAGAUUGAUAUUCCAGUCCCUGCUGAUGAGAUCCCUGGUGGGGUGGACUCCGAAAUCAAUUUGAGUUUAAAAGGUGGAGUGAUGGGCGAGUCUGUAAAUAACUGUUUAAACCUGGAGGGUAUCGAUAAACUCAUUCAGCUGCCCACUGGCUGUGCGGAGCAGACUAUGGUGAAGAUGUCUCCUGCUAUUCAUGCCAUGAGGUACCUGGAUGCCACCAAACAAUGGAUAUCACUGAAAGCUGAACGCAGAGAUGAGGCCCAAUCGAUGAUCCAAACCGGUUACAACACAGUCCUCACACACAAGAAAGUUGAUGGCUCUUACGGAGCGUUUCUGAGGACUCCAAGCAGUAUUUGGCUUACAGCAUUUAUUGCCAAGGAGCUGACAGAGACUCGGGACAUUAUCAAUGUGAAAGACUCUUAUAUUCAGGAGUCUAUGUCUUAUCUCAUGUCCAAACAGAAGAGCAAUGGUGCAUGGGAUGAUCCUAAUCGACUCUAUGAUAGAGGAAUGAAGGGAGGAGUUGGACAGGCGAAAGAUGAUGUUCCCCUAACUGCUUUUAUCCUUAUUUCAAUGAACCAUGCUUUGAAAUUGUACGAACUGGGAAGCGACACAGAACUGAGAGUUGCAAUGGAUAGAGCAAAGUCCUACCUAGAGGGACAGUCGGAUGCUUUGGAAAGUACCUAUUCGCUUGCCAUUACAGCUUAUGCCUUGUCAUUGCAUGACCAGCCAAGUGCAGAAGCCCAACAGGCACACCGAAAGCUAAAAAGCAUUGCUAAUUGUGACAACACAAAGUGUUUCUGGAAUUCCAAGGGUGGCAGAGGUAAAUCAGCUGGUAAAGCAGACGCUGAAUCUGUGGAGACCACAGCAUAUGCUCUGCUCAGCGCACUGUCUCUGCGUGACAAGGCCACCGCUAAACUCACUGCAAACUGGCUGACAGAGCAGCGCAAAUAUGGUGGUGGAUUCCAGUCCACACAGGACACAGUCGUGGCCCUUGAGGCUCUGGCGAAAUACAGCAUGCAGAACAAUGAUGUAGAAGACUUGAAUCUGAGGGUAGAAAUGUGCCUUGAAAAUGGCCGAAAACAAGAUUUACACUUGACCAAAUAUAAUGCACUCACCGCAACAGCUGUUAAGGUCAGAAAUGUUGGUAAAGUUUCACUAAAUGUUCAGGGAACAGGACGUGGAACAUUAGCAGUUGUGCAGACAUAUAGAACUAUGAAGAAGGAUGAAUCACACUGUGAUCUAUUUCACCUUAGUGUUACAGUGAAAGGAGAGCUGGAAUACAAAAUAUACAAUAAAGAAGAAAUGUUUGAGGACUAUUACAAUUACGACGUCGAUGAAGAUCAAAAAGAUGAGCCCAUGAGCAGCAUAGAAUGGUUUGAUCUUCGCAACCGCAGAAAAAGACAAAUCUCAGAGGAGCCAAAGAGAGAGAGUUCAGUCAUAUACACAGUGUGUGUGGGCAUGAAAAAGAAGAAUACUGUUGGCAUGGUCAUGGUGGAAAUCUCACUUCUAAGCGGACUUAUACCAAACGCCAAAGAUUUGGAACAUAAUGUAAAGGGCACAGAGAGGUACAUUGAUCACUAUGAAGUCCAUCAUAAUAAAGUCUUUCUUUAUUUUGCAAAGAUCACCGAAACCGAGGAGUGUCUUCAGUUUGGUGCUGAGCAGGUUGUUCCCAUGGGCCUUGUCCAACCUGCUUCUGCUGUCAUCUAUGACUAUUACAGCCCAGAAAAGAGAUGUGGCAUAUUCUAUACAGCCCCUCACAAAAGCCCAAUGAUCUCCAAACUUUGUAGCGGGGAUUUGUGUACAUGUGCAGAAGGAGGAUGUCCAAGGCUGAAAGUCACCUUCAGCAAGGAUAUGAAACACAACACCCGGAGUAGUUAUGCAUGUUACAGUCCUGGUGUUGACUAUGCCUAUGUGAUCAAAAUUCUCAACUCAAGCACUGAUGACGUUUUUAUGUACUACACCACAUUAAUCACUGACGUUCUUCAGACUGGGUUGUUGGAUUCUGGUAUUCAGAAACAUGCCACACGUCAGAUGAUACUGCGCUUAUCUUGUGACGAACUGGAGCUGAAAAAUGAAGCCCACUAUCUGAUCAUGGGGCAGAACGACGCAAUAUCAGUGCUCAAUAACAACGGACAACAUUUCAGGUAUGUGCUGAACAAUGACAUGUGGAUCGAGAGGAUACCAGAAGAAAAGAACUGCAAGGCAACCAUAAAUCGCUCUGCCUGCCAUCUUCUUAAUGAAUUUAUAAAGCAACACCCCAUCAAACGCUGUGACAUUUAGAAGUCAAGAUGGAAAAUAACCACUUACAUCAUUAUUAUUUGGCUCGGUAAAUGAAGUGCUUUUAUUUCUAGUGCAUACUGACAUAUUAAAGAGACUGUUACAGUUGUUUGGUACAUUGGAAACUAGAGUCUGAAGCAUUUCAAUUCAGUUUUUCAUGUGUAUUGGCAAUACAGUAGCUUCAAGUUACCCUUCAUUCUGUCACAGUCAAAUGGGAAGAAUUUGACAUGACGACCUUUAACUUUUCUGUAUCACAACCUUCAUCAUAAAUCAUGGGUACUCUUUUUAGGGGUACUUUUAGAGAUGCUACAUUUCUGACAAAUAUUCACGAUUCAUUAUUGCAGUUAAAUACUGUUUCAAAUGCUUCACGUGUUCCGUUGUUGUUAUACACUGUACAGUUUUAUUACAGAAUACUGUAUUUAGUGGCUUAAAAAACACUGGCUUUUGCUCGCAGACAUUUGUCAAAUCAGAAUCACGACUCUAUAUAAAGUACAAAUGUGCUCCUGA
Messenger RNA from Sinocyclocheilus anshuiensis, 5351 nucleotides. RefSeq names its product complement component 4 (gene c4). Gene Ontology annotation, cellular component: extracellular region. Gene Ontology annotation, biological process: complement activation. The record is from RefSeq and is a predicted model, not a curated record. NCBI's taxonomy places the organism in Eukaryota, Metazoa, Chordata, Actinopteri, Cypriniformes, Cyprinidae. Bases 210 to 4847 code for a protein of 1545 amino acids. Gene Ontology annotation, molecular function: protein binding; endopeptidase inhibitor activity. The transcript has 39 exons.